Molecule: messenger RNA, 11020 nt
Organism: Amoebophrya sp. A25
Lineage: Eukaryota; Dinophyceae; Syndiniales; Amoebophryaceae
Source: the annotation of a GenBank genome assembly
AUGGUCAUGUACCAUGCGAAGGAAGUCCUCAUUUCCCGUCUCCGUCUACUGUGCCGUUACUCGUCGAGACUAACGUUUCUUUACCAAAUGCAGUGGUCGAGGAAAAUAAGGAAAACGAGAAUCCCACAGAACAUCAACAAGGUGGAAACACAAUUAUUAUGGCUUAGAAAUACCCCCAUCCUUCUUCAGAUGCAUCCCAAGAGGGCCCUCCAAUGGGAAAAGGAUGUUUCUCGGGAUGUUUCUCCAGAUGGAUAAUUCGGGUGACCUCUAAGACAGAUACUCUCUUCAAGUCCGAAGUAGAUGAUGUGAGUAGUAAGAGCAAUACUCUCUUCAAGUCCGAAGUAGAUGAUGUGAGUAGUAAGAGCAAUACUCUCUUCAAGUCCGAAGUAGAUGAUGUGAGUAGUAAGAGCAAUACUCUCUUCAAGUCCGAAGUAGAUGAUGUGAGUAGUAAGAGCAAUACUCUCUUCAAGUCCGAAGUAGAUGAUGUGAGUAGUAAGAGCAAUACUCUCUUCAAGUCCGAAGUAGAUGAUGUGAGUACUAAGAGCAAUACUUAUGCUCUCUUCAAUCCCGAAGUAGAUGUCUUCACCAAGAGCUACGGCACCUCCACAACAGCCGCCACUACUGGUAGUACUACAACCACGACUUCUAGUUCUAGUUUUUCCACAAGCACAACAUCAGCUUUUACCAGUACAACCAAGUCUCCAUUGUCUGGCACGAUUCUUGGUGGGUGGGCGCAAGUGGAGCAGGAGUCUAUCUUACCCUUCUUAAUCACAAUCCUGAAAGAGCAAGGAAUAGAAAGCGCAGAAGGCUUUCGGAUCAUGACGCAUUAUGUUGACAGAGUUUGUGUUUAGAAGUUCAUUCUCCUGUUUGAUUGUGUACAAACGAAACAUCGUCUUCCUUCUGCUCUACCUCAGAAACAGCCUUCAAGCAUUCUUCUAAUCUCGAGACGAGCAAAAGCGAGCUGUUGUGAAGGCUCAGGUUGCCAAGAAGAAGAAGGAUCAUUUUGCCAAGAGGAUGCUGACUACGGUGAAAAACCCAGGUCCGGAGGCCACGUCGACGAUGAUACAACACGCUCCAGAUGCUGCGCUAAACCCACGCUCCGAUACUACGCCGACAACGAUGCACGUUGGCGCAAGUCUCUUUUUUAAGGUUGUUGUUGUAAGUAGAAGCAGUAGCCUGCCACCCUGGAGGCACUAUCAAAGAUACUCCCUAUCUUCAGUGUCCACGACUGGCCACAGCUUCUAAUCUUUCGGCAGCCGCACGUCAACGUAGCAAGGAAGGUGCUGGAGAAACGCCACAUUCGAAUGUAGAGGGGCAAAGUCAAUCGAAGAACCAAACCGCUAGUCGUGUAGAACAAGCCAUUCAGAAUGUCCAAGCUGCGGCUUCGAGAACUUCGAGAACUGCCACAGACACAAUGAUUGCCCAUCUUCAUACGAGAAAAUCCACCUCUGCCAGUUCCUCUAACAGUACAACUGGGAUGAACAACGAUCCAGCAACAUUUGCACCGUUGCCUCGAGGAGCACCGACAGGUACUCAACAAGGUCAAGGUCGAGAAAGUACCGGAGGAGUUCUUGAGCCUACUUCUAUUAAGGGUAAGUAGGUCAAAGGCGUUCCUGUAGAAGCCGUUCGUUUUGCCUUUCUCAAAAGGGGGAAACUACUAGACCAUAAACUAUCCAUUUCGUUCCUCGCCUUUUUAAACGAACAGCAAAAUAAACUUUUCGCUAAUUCUAUCAAAAAGGAGAAGCCGCGCGCGAGGACUGUGGCUGAUCCUGAUAGCCCAGACCCCUUUGGAGGUGCACUGGACGACUACACUCUGUUCGAAAUCCGAGAACAAGAGGCAAAACGCCAGCAGAAGGAGCGUGAGGAGGCAGAACGCGUGGCCGAAGAAAAGAAGAAACAAGAAGCGGACGAAGCAGCAAGGCGUGAAGCGGCAAGAGUGAAACGCGAAUUCGAAGCUGAAAUGAAGAAGAAAAAGGAGCAGAAAGCGCUGGAGGCAAAAGCUUCGGCCGAGAAGAACGAGUGGACAGCGAAUCUGCUUAAGAAAGCAGCAUCUGGGAGUAGGAAUUGCGAAAAAAAUCUUGGGCCCCUAUUGCGUCGUCUCGCUGCGGAGGUUUCUGACCAAGAGAAGCUGUUGGAACAAUGUGACACCCAACAACGACAAAGUACUGAUAACGAUAAGAUUUUUGUCCGCGUUCUACAAGAUAAUUGUGCAGAACAAUUCGAGGAGCAGGGGCUUCAGGGUAGAAGCAUCUGCAGUAUUGUUGGGUCCGCAGAUGAGGUGGAAGAGGAAAAAUCCAGAUCAGACACAGUUACGGGUGAGAAAAUCUCCCUUACGCAAUAUCUGCAGCAAGAACGGACCAAGGCAGCCACGACCCUCGACGAGUGGCGCAAAGAGGUCGAGCGCCUCCGCGUAGACCUAGACGCGGCGUCUUUGUGUCUCUCUACGAAGAUUAAGACUUACCAGAAUGAAUCCAUCUUCUCAGGCUUCGUCUUGGAACUGUCCAAUAACUAAGGGGAGAACAGGUCCAAAAUGAUUUCCGAGAUGGAUUUGUGUUAGACUCUAACAAAAGUGGCGUGACUGAGGAUGGCCAGAAAAACCUCGACAAAACAGCUUCUACGGUAGAGCACGCUUUGAACCGCCUGAGUGAAAUCCGUACCCUAGCGGUAGAGAAGAUUGAGAAGGGCUUGAGAGGUGGAAGAAAAGCACUGAAACUAGCAAACGAGUUGUGCUUAACAAGAGCUCUGUCGAUGGAGUAUGGGGGAGCGGAUGUAGACGAAAAAGAAGAAGUAUAUAAGUCUGCCUCAGCUGCAACGUCUGGUGCUGCUUUCAAAGUUCGAGUGACUCGACCACUUCAUGAGCGUCGUCGAAUGAGGAGGAAGAAGAAAGCCACACUGCUUUCAAUAAAAACCUCAACUAAAAUUCAGACUAGCAAAGGUUCUCUUUUGGAGACGAAGAAGACUGCAAACGUUCCAAAAGAGGCUGCUGGAGGAGGCAAUCCCAAGAGCCGCACUUGUACGAUUAGAAGUAACUACUCGGAUUCAAAACGCUUACGAUGGUCCAGAACGGCGGUCGCUUGCAGAAAUCAACCAAAGAAGAACAACAAUACGCCAACUACUACUUCCACUUCUACCACUUGUUCAACACUCUCUAGAAGUAGGAAAUGUACCACCACGACAGGCACUUCUAAGAAGAUUUUCGCUUCACAUAAGGAACUCCAUGAUAAACGUCGCGAUAUGUUUGCGCGGGAAGAGGCAGCUCAUCGAGCCAGGAUGGUCGAAGAACGCAUGGCCAACCGCCGACCCCCACGAAAGUUAAGGGUCGUACCGUCCACCCAUCUCUCGCAGGAUCUUCUUUUCUAGUUGAUACUAGUUUCUACUUGAAUGAUGAGAAGUGCUGAAAGAUGUUGAACAUCUGAUGUUCUACAAGAUGGGUAGUCCGUACUCGUCCUAAGAAAGGAUGGUCUGGACCAAGCGAUCGCGAAAAGCCUAAAGCGCAGAAUCACAGGUGGGCUGGAGAAAGACUGGACAUUUGAUCCUGAGAAGCUAUGGGAAUUCCCGAAAAAAGCAGCCAAGGAAGCCAAAAGGAAAGGUAUCCAACUUGGGGCAAGAGAUAUAUCUAGAGCAGGGAAGCUGCAUGCGCUUGCAAGGUUGCGUCGCUCGUAUUUGAUAGGUGCGAAAAAAUUGAAGUUGACAAAGAACCGACUCGCGGCGACAACUAGUACGCUAGUAGCAGGAAGAGGACGCACAGGAACGACACCAACACAGAGAACGGGUGCUAGUUCAUCCUCUCGCACUAUCAGUGGUUAAGGCUCCUGGUUCUUCACUAUCCCAUGUGGACAAAAGUACAAGUAAAGUGCUGCCCUUUGAUUCAGAGGUAAAAGCAGAGCGAAAAGUAAGUGCAACUCAGUCGACCACGGAUAGUAAAAAACUAGUGCUAAAGUGAUGCAGGAGGUGCUAAGAAAUCUUCCUUGAUGAGCCAAGUAAGAAAGAAUGGAGCAAAGAGUGGCGCAAUAACGUCUCCCCGCUCCUCGUCAUUGAGAGGGAGUGGCCCACUGCUUUCUGAGUCGCGUUUUGGAGCCUCAACAAAGUUUGGCAGUAUCUGCCCUUUGGAUCAUACCUUUGAUAUCCACGAUGAGAAAUUGCCACAUCUAGGUGGAAGCUCGUCUUCUUCCAGUUUGACAAGUCGCUCCCCCACCUCUAGAGCAGGAACUUUAGGGCUGUCCACCUUCCCUUCUUCGGCUUCUAUGAGCGGUCCUCUUCUUGGCAGGUUUUCAUCUUCCAGAGCUCUGGAUAUACUCCCGCCACCACCGCGGUCCUCCUGGAAACCCAGUCUGACCCUACUUUCUAUUCCGGAAGACGACGUUUUGGACGUGAAUAUGGAGGAAGAUGAGAACGAAGACGAGGACGAAGAAAUGAAGUUUUUAUGGUUUGCACUGAUCUUGUUCUUGGUGCGAGAUUCGUCGCAUUGCAUUGUAUCCAUGCUUUUCAUCAGUCGUUUCUUGGUACCCUGAUUUUCUUGAUGUCCUGUACUAUCAUUUGAAAUGAAGUAAAUUCCGAGGGUUAUAUGGUGAUCGAGAUGUUGUUGACGGGCCCACGAUGACAUGAAGAAGUAGAGCUGACUGCUCAUCUAAUAAAAGACGGAGGAAUCAGUGAUACUGCUUCUGAGAAGAGUCCGAAAAAAUUAUGGCAGCUUGAGGAAAUCCGCCUUUUUUCCCAGCUUUUGUUCCUUUCCCUGUUUGUGAAAGGAACAAAAAAGGCACGAAGAUGCUCAACAGAUUGAUGGAAUGAGCGAGGUAAGAUCUUGUCUCUUCAACAACUGGGUCUUGGGGUCUACUCCUUCUGAAUAUGCAUUCUGUAAGGUCUAAAAGAAGGAGGCGACGACACGUUACUUGGUGCUCUGGGAGGUAGAUUGGAUGCGAUUGCGGAAGAGGACGAAGACGAAGAAGACUCCGACGGCGAUGCCAAGAGUGCAAAGCAGGAUAACACUGGCAACAUCAUGGAUCUUAAUAGAGUUAAGGCUACCUCCGCUGAACAAGCAUGAUCCUCUUCCUCAACAUCAAAUGCAUGCUUGGCUCUUUGUCUUUUUCUACUUGAAAGAAAGUAGAGGCCUCAAGGUCAAGGAUGCUUCUAACAAGGAAGAUGUUCCUAAGGAUGCCAAUUCGGUAGUUCUAGUCUAAUAGAGGAAACAGUCGCGCUACCACUGGUCUUGCCGUUAUCGCCGAGGAAGAUGAAGAAGACGACGAGGAAGAUGAAGAAGACGUAGUUGACAAAAGGGAUGCCGACUUGCGACCGACCUGGAGGAUUGCUGAGGCAAUCGCAGCAGAGAAAGACUAAGACUAGUUUUUCACUAUCCCGUGUGAACUAUGCUGAGACUGAGAGGAGUCCCUCGCCCUUGGUUCAAAGGGGAAAGUGAAAAGGGGACGCAGGGCAUUUCACUCAACGAGGUAUAGUGAAAAACUAGCGCUAAAAAGAGGACCAAAAGCGAGGAGCAAGAGCAGCAUUUCCAUGUACACGACCUGCUUUGGUUGAAGAGGAUGAGGAGGAUGCCUCUGAUUAUGGCUACUUCUUGCCCUAAUCAUGAUUCAUCUUGUUGGUGUUCUGAAGCAUCUAUCUUGCAACUGUCCCAUAAAAACUCACCAGGGGCUAUUUCCAACUACUUCAGUACAAGAUGUUGACUCCCGGGAUGGAUUUCGGGCUUAGCAUUCUAAUACCAAUCUGAAGUAGACAGUGAUGAGGAGAACUCUUCGUCUCCUGCUAGUGCUGUUGAAGAGCGUCUUGCCUCACCAGAGCUACAGCCGACCAAAAAGCCAUCGUUGAAGCGCACAAGAGAAGAAAAGGAAGAGGAUCAUGAUCAUAUGGCUGUUGAAGGAGAAGAGGAUCAAGAAGAGCAACGAGUUCCUGCUGGUACCGUGACGGAAGCAAGUGCUGGCGUUGCUUUACUAGAAAAUGGUGUUACCAAGUGCAAGAUGGAGUCUGAAGACGGAGAUGAUGACGCGGACAUCCUUGAGGAUCAAAACAGUGACCACUCUGACGCUCAAGAACAACCUGCUGAGGUUUUGUUAUACGAAAUUCCGGCCGAUUUUGUGACUCUCUCGUCAACAGGAGGCCCUGCUUCCAAUGCAGGAAGUAGGAUGCGAGAAUCUUCAUAUUCUUAAGGCUCGCGUUAUUUCAACUUGGGAAGCAUCGAUCUUGGAGGGGUUUUGUAAUUUAAAUAAAUGGAAAAUGUAAAUGACUACCAAGAUCAAUUUCAUGUUACUUACAUGCCAAGAUCGUGACUAUCUUCUUAGAUGCUUUUCAGGUUGAAAGAUUUGGAGUAAUGUAAAUGUCUAAUGUAGCUUCGCAUCUCGCGUAGACAAGAUGAUGGCUAAGACGCUUUUGGCGAUCUCUUCGCACCUAGAAGACCCUGUAAGAGUGCCACCGGUUGCUGUUCAGAACAAAGGCGUUAGUCUCUAUUGUGGUGGUUCGGCACGAGAGGGAUCGAUUUUAAGUCGAUUUGGGGCUUCAGGGGUGGAAACGAGUAUUUCGGCAAGAGACAGGCUGGCGGAGUACAAAAAGGCACUCUUUUUUAAGUGUCGGAACAUCAACUACCCAUCUUUUGGAACAUUUUUUGGAACAUUUUAUACUUACUACCUGGGGUUACAACUUUCAAUAUAUUAUACAUCUUUCUGGUGCUUGACAGCUGCAUCCAAAAGAAAAUGUCCGAAAAGAUGGGUCGUUCUUGGUACCUGCUCUAACUUUUCUUCUGCUGGCUCUAGUGGAACUCUUAGUGGAACCCUUAGUGGAACCCUUACUAGUGGAGCAAGUACUGCUCUUGUUUCUUCUAGUUUGAGUGGCAGAGGUAAAAGUUUUUUGAUAGAAAGACUGGAGGUAGGAGACCGAGACUACAACGUGGAGGAGGAGGACGAAACUGACGAUGGAGGACUACAUAUUAGGGACGAUAAGGAAAAAGACGUUGAGAUGGAACCAAGAGAGCCAACAGAACCGAAACCAAACAACCCGAUUUCUUACGGCUGAUUGAAAUGCUUCAUUUCCAGCGUUUCCUCAUCUGAAGAAACGAACUGGAGAAGAGAAUUUUUUUUUUGGGCUCUUCUAAUUCUUCGGGAGCACCCUGUUGCAGCUUCAGACACUGAAGCAGGGCGUCAAUCGUGUUUCCGCCGAGGAUCUCACUCUGGCCGCUCUGCAGUAUGUUGAGAAGAAAAGCGAUGCUAGAAGUGGUAGACUUCAUGGAAUGGAAAGGUUGCCGAAUCUGCAAAACGCAGACGAAGAAACGAUGCUACUGUCACGGUUGCGCUCUUGGAGAAUUGCGUUUUGCUUGGAUCACAGUCACAAUUCAUCUGGCACCACAAGUUUUGCGUCUACUAUCAAAAGCGGUUGCGGCACAGAGGUUGUACAAGAACAUAACAACUUCGAAGAUGAACAGAUGGAGGCAGUGGACGCCAACACAAGCGCCACCACUGCAGUUGUAACAUUACCGAACAUGAAAUUGCUCGAUGUGCACGCCGUAGAAAUUUCGCAGGAACUCGCUAUCAUCGAAUUACCGACAAAAAGAAAAAUAUCUUCAAUUUCCAAGAAAGAAGAUAAAAAUUUGGCAAAUCAAACUACAGAAAAUGAAACACAAGCGCAACAAGACGAAAUGGAAACACUCGUAGCAGCGGAGGUUCCUGGUGUUUUUGCUAUGCCGUUAAGAACGUUAUCGAUAUCGACGUCUUCUACGGUAGUAACGUCUCAUACGACUACGGUUGCAUCCUCCUCGACCACGACUAGUACUGGACAUCAAGGAGCACAGGUAAAGUCAAAUGAAGGCGGAGGAAAUUUAUGAUAUCCGGCUAUACAUCUUCAGAAGCAUCUUGGCCCUCCGUGUCAGGGGAAAACGGGUCCAAGAUGACGCUCAAGAUGGAUUCCCGGAAGGUCUAAGAAAUAAGACGUCAGUCGACUACCUGGAUUUUCUUGCGCAGCAAACUCCAGGACCUUACACCGCUUUCAUCCGAACCACUUUGGACUCCACGACCACACGCCAGCUCCCACCGAUGUUGAGGUACGACGUAGACAGUGCAUGGGAACGAUCGCAAGUACUAGGUGGAGCAACAUCACAAGGACUUGGUGGAGCAACGGACUCAUCAACCACUUGUGGUGGAGCCUUGUCGAGUCCAGUCGCUUUGAACAAGAACCUUCAAGUUGGAAAUAGUACUACGACAAAUACUUCUGCGUCUGCGAUGAAGACGAGUCAACUUCUUGCGGAUACUAGUACCACGACAAGUACCACCUACACAACUCCUGUGACACGAAACGCUGUUGACCAAGACCGGUCUCGUCUAGAAAAGAGCCUUCACAGUAUACUAAACGGCGAAGCAGGAGACCUAGCAGAUGGCGACGGUUUGAACCAUGACAGAGAAGAUGCUACCAUUGCCACUACUAAUCCUACUACUUCUGCUGCUAGUGUUGCUCGUGGCACCACAGACGCCAUGUUGAGGAUGCUUCCCUCCAGCGGACUUCAAGAGUCUUCGAGCCACAUCAGAAGAACGGUCUUCCGCAAAUUUCUCGUACCCAAAUGGAUCCGAAGGGUAGGGCGUGACGCGAAGCCUCUAGUUCUUAGGCCGCCAGAGAAGAUGCGGCGGAUUGGCAAUUCGACAACGUUUGUGUUGUAUGAAGCGGAGGCAGAAGAUGCCAGCGAUGAAGAUGCCAACGAUGAAGAUGUUGCCAACAGAAAGGUCAUCGUCUUCAAGGGUUCCAGGAAAUCGGUCCAGAGCGAGAUGAAGUUGACAUUUACUUCUUUCUUCAACGAUAUGCGCCGCUACACGUAUAAAGUGCUCAAGCCACUGCUCUUGGACGAAGGAGAAAAUGUGAAAGGAUAUUCGUUGCUUCUUCGAUCUUUCUUGAAAAUGAGCACGACUGCAACUACUGUUGACAUUGGUGGUGAUAAGAACUACAAUGACAAGAACGUUCUCGUUGUAGAUAAAUUCCAGAGCAGCAGCACGUUGAACACGGGCAGAGACCAGAACAAAGACCAUAAGAUUCUUGUUCCGCGUUCUCUCUUCAAGGACCUCGCGCACUUGUUCAUGGAUAUCAAGGCCAAAUUGCCUUUAUUCAAGGAGAAAGAAACAAACAAAGACGACGAUAACUUCAUCAAGAACCACGACGACUACGAAGUUACAAAUACCACGACAAAGAACUACGAGAAUAACAUUAACAAGAACCUCCACGACCACAGUGUGAAAAUUUACAGUCCCUCUGCCCUUCCCAUUGCACUUCCCUCAAGAGCAUCAUCAAAAGCAGGAGGUGGCGCUUUCUCGAGUAGGGAUUCGUCGAAAGACUCGGCAACGUCUUCUUCCAGUAGUUACUGCUACUCCUCGAACGCCAACAGCGCCAAAAUCGCGAAAACAGUCACCACUGGAAUGCUCAAGGUACACUUGUAUCUGUUAAGUGGGUUGAUUAUCGCGUGUACACCAGAAGAGGCAGAUGGAGGACAACAGCAAGAUGAAGGACCACAACAAGAGCAACAGAACGAGGAUAAGAAACUUCCGAAAGAGAAACAACAACAGGAUACCACGACAAGUGCUGCAAUGACGAUUAACGAUACUAGUGCAACCAUUUGUUCUGGUGCAACCACUCCCACUACGACUACCACUGCCACUGCUGCUGCAUCAAGUUCAACCACAAGCAGCUCUUCAUCCGUAUUACCUUACUCGCUGACCGACUUCGCCACGACGCCGCACCUCUUUGCAUGUGCCCUACGAGCGUUGACCAUUGCCGACAAGGCGUCUAGUACUGCCAAUCAGAUGGCCACUGGUGGAGCCAUGUUGUUGGAAAGCGAUACCAUUCCUAGAAGCGUCAUGCACAAGAUCUCACGUCAGUUCUGGGAUAACAUGAUUACAAGCAGAAAGGCUUCUGCGUCGAAACCAGUAGUGGCGGUCGGAGGCGGACAGAAACUUAUGGAUUUUAGAGGAUUUCGAUGAAUUUUUGUGGUAAGGACUACUUCUUGCUGACGUACCUCAACAUAGUAGUAAAGAUAGAUGUAAAUUGUCUUCAGAAGUAAGUAGAAUGUGCUAAACUACUUAUCAUGUUAUACUUGUUCCGCUUCCGUUUGAGAGUUGCAUCAUGUCAUGAUCAAUCUCCUACAUGAUCAAGCUCCUUCUCCCUCUAACAUCGAAAAAGAGACUGGACUUACUGAGGACGAACUGCGAGUGGCAGAAGAGUAUGGUGAGGGGAUGUACGCGCUCCCUGACGCACUUGGAGGAUCAGUGCGCGCCUUUGUGGCUAGGGUGCAAGUGGUUGAUGCGGAAUAAGAGUGAAUGGGGGAUGAAUAGAGUGAUUGAUAGAAGUAAUUGCUGCUGCAGCAUUUGUUUAGCUCCUGACGACCAAUAUUUAGACUUUGGAUAAUAUUAUUAUAUUUUUUGAAUAGAUCAUCGUCUCGUUUUUGACACUUGGUUCAUCAGUGCUGAGGAUACCCACUCGUGGGGGAUUACGUGAAGAUGACGAUGAUUUUUUUUUUGAAUUUCGAGUAAGAAGAGGUGUUACUUCAGCAGUAGGUACAUGAAUAUGCGUAAUACAGAAGUCGUGCCGCAUGAGAAAGGAUAGCAAUCCACCUGAAUGAAGAAAACUGUAUUAUAGAGUCAAAUUUGGAAUGUCAUCAGGUAUCGAGAUGAUGUUCAACCCACUUCAAACGAUAUCUUCCUGUAUCAACCACCCAACCCCGAAAAUCAAAUAUGAUUUUUUUACUUCCCUACUUCAUUUCUAGACAGCACAGACUAGCUAAAGUAGAAAAUCAAGACCCCUCCCUUCGAAAUAGACCGAGUCAUCCCCGACGAAGACUUAUACAUAGAAAUCAAUACACCCUAACCCUACUAACAACAGUCUCAACAAAACCCCCGGAUCAAAUCUCGUUAGGCACUUUGCUAGACUCAAAUCAUCGAAGCCCCACGAUGAACACACCUCCAAUCUGCAACUUCUUGCCGCAUCAACUCAGGCAAGAAGAGAACUUCUAUGAUGCAGUACUGCGUCGCCACUGUGUUGAGGCGCGAUA